UAGAACCUCACACACUCGUACUCAUUUACGUACAUAUAUAUGUUCUGUAUCUAUCUAUCUAUCUAUCUAUCUAUCUAUCUAUAUAUUCAUCGUCGAUUUCAUUCAAUCGCUCGCCGGAAAAUCGCCGAUCAACUCCACCAUCGACUCGGUACGAACCCUAAUCCGAAACACUUCCAUUUUCAAUCGUUUUUCCAAUCCAAUCGAGAUGGUAUAACAAACCAGUCACUGAUGUGUAUUUCUCAUCGAAACCAACGAGCUCUGAUUGGAAAUAAUGCAAUUGUUGAGCUCGAACUACUCGAGAAGCAAAAUUUUCACUUUUUUCGAUUCCAUUCUCUACAUUGCUCGAAGGGAUUCCAAUAUUUUCUCUGGCGUUGCUUGUUUCAGUUGUUUCCCCAAUCCUCAUCACUCUGAGGUUUGGUUUGUUAAGGUUGUUUGCACUCUCUGUGUACGAUCCUCAGCUACGUCUCUUGAUAUUCUGGGUUCUGAUUAUUUCUGCAAGAACUUGAAUCCAUUGAUAGCAUUUGGAGUUAUCAAACGUUUAAGUAAUAACAACUACGAUAAUCCCAAGUUAGCUUUUGACUUCUUCGACUUUACUAGGCUCAAUUUGAGUUUCAUUCAUUCGAUUGCGACUUAUAAUUUGCUUUUAAGGUCUCUUUGUCAAAUGGGUCUUCAUGACUUGGCUAAAUUGGUAUUUGAGUACAUGAGGAUUGAUGGGCAUUUAUCUGAUAGUUCAAUUUUAGGAUUCUUGGUUUCGUCAUUUGCACAUGUGGGUAAGUUUGAUGUGGCCAAAGGUUUGCUUACUAAUGUUCAAUCUGACAGUGUAGAGAUUACUUCUUUUGUGUGUAAUAACUUGUUUAGUCUUUUGGUGAAUCGAAAUCGGGUAGAUGAGGCUGUUUCCUUCUUCAGAGAGCAUAUUUUGAGGUCGCAAUGCUAUUGUCCUGACACUUGCACAUUCAAUAUUGUAAUUCGAGGUUUGUGUAGAGCGCGUGAAGUUGAGAAAGCUGUUGAGUUUUUCAACAACAUGAGGAGUUUUGGUUGUUCGCCUGAUAUUAUAACGUACAAUACACUUAUAAAUGCAGUAUCUAGGGUUGGCGAGGCAGAUAGAGGUUGUGAGUUAUUGAGAGAAAUUCAGUCUGGAAAUGAUUUUUCUCCAGAUGUUGUAAGUUAUACAUCAGUGAUAUGUGGUUAUUGCAAGAUGGGUAAUAUGGAGGUGGCUUCAAAUAUUUUUCAUGAGAUGAUUAGUUCUGGAGUUAAACCAAGUCUGGUUACUUUCAAUGUUCUCAUUGAUGGUUUUGGCAAAAAUGGUGACAUGUCAUCUGCACUGAAUAUUUAUGAGACGAUGCUUUUUCUUGGUUGCCUUCCUGAUGUUGUCACCUUCACGUCUCUAAUAGAUGGUUAUUGUCGGACUGGACAGGUGGACCAGGGAUUGAGGCUUUGGGAUGAAAUAUAUGCAAGAAACUUGUCUCCUAAUGUGUAUACUUUUGCAAUUCUUAUCAAUGCUUUGUGCAAGGACAAUAGACUAAGUGUGGCUCGAGAUUUAUUGAAACAGUUGAGACGGAGGAGGGAUAUUGUCCCCCAAACAUUUAUUUACAACCCUGUGAUUGAUGGGUUUUGUAAGGCUGGUAAUGUGGAUGAAGCAAAUGUGAUUGUUGCAGAAAUGGAGGAGAAGAGAUGCAAGCCUGAUAAACUGACCUUCACCAUUCUCAUUAUUGGGCAUUGUAUGAAGGGAAGAAUGCCUGAAGCAAUAAGCAUGUUUAAUAAGAUGUUAGCAAUUGGUUGUGCUCCGGAUAGAAUUACGAUAAAUUCUUUGAUAUCUUGCCUUUUGAAGGCUGGGAUGCCUAACGAAGCGUAUAGGAUAAAACAAACUGUAGCAGAGGACUUGAACUUGGAAAUGACAGCUUCGAGGAGAAAUGUGCCUCUCAGGAAAAAUAUGGACAUUCCAGUGGCUGUUUAAUUGAAAAGGUUGUUUUGCUAGUGCAUAUGGUCUUGUGGACCUGGCAAUUGCAUGACGUCCUUCCACUAGUAUGCUUCAAAUAUGAACGUACACUUCCAACUCACGGCAUAGAUAAGCUAGCAAGCGGUACGUACGUGAUGAACGGACUUGGUUAAGCUUUUGCAGCUUACAUAUGAGGUUUAUUGGUCAAAUUCAUAAGGAGUUGGAUUAUUGGCAGUACUGGUUAUAAUAAAGUGUUUAAUAUUAGUUAAAUUUGGGCAUCUUUUAUAUUUCAGUUGUAUGCUCUGACAAUAUUUAGUUAAUUUCUUCUUUUGGUUGCAACAAUUUAUUUGCAGAAUGCAGAUGGGCAAGUUUGGAGGCAGAUGAGGAUAUUGUUGGUAAAGCAGUGAUCGGUCAAGCUGGAACUCCCAGAAUGGCAUUGCUCAACACUUGCUUCAGCUUUACAACACCAUCUCCAAUAUCAACGAACGUGAAAGAAAAAAAAGAAAGUGGAAGCACUAUAACAAGGACAGGAGAAAAAUAAGUAGAAGACGAGGAAGAAAGCAAAAUUGAUGAAACUGUCUUCUGUCGUGUGGACGAUUUUCUUAUGAAGGUAAGAGAAGCUCUCUGCAAAAGAAAAAUAUAAGGUUGAGGACUAUGGUUGAUUUAUACCGACCAACAAAGCAUAUAAACUUUGUUUGUAAUGGCAUUUCCUAUUUUGAUUUACAAAUGGCUAGUCUUGAUUCCUAACUGUGUAUCUUCAUCCCCCGUGAAUAGUGCCUUGCUGAAAAUAUUCAUCACCAUUUUUGCCCCUUUCAUCUAAUGUUAGAAUGACUGUUUCUUCAGUACAA
This is a messenger RNA of Camellia sinensis, 2784 nucleotides long. RefSeq lists its product as uncharacterized. Lineage: Eukaryota; Viridiplantae; Streptophyta; Magnoliopsida; Ericales; Theaceae. The record is from RefSeq and is a predicted model, not a curated record. Gene Ontology annotation, molecular function: protein binding.